This is a messenger RNA of Lodderomyces parapsilosis, 1920 nucleotides long. RefSeq lists its product as uncharacterized. The record is from RefSeq and is a predicted model, not a curated record. The coding region runs from base 1 to 1920 and encodes 639 amino acids. Gene Ontology annotation, molecular function: DNA binding. The transcript has a single exon. Gene Ontology annotation, biological process: regulation of DNA-templated transcription. NCBI's taxonomy places the organism in Eukaryota, Fungi, Ascomycota, Pichiomycetes, Serinales, Debaryomycetaceae.
AUGCCAUCACUUGUUCCUAUUACCACGAGCUCUAGGACGGUUAUUCCGUUGAAUGGUUCUGGCCCAGACGUGUCUGCGUUUGGUUUUGGUCAGUAUCAAAAUAUAGGAUCCAACUAUGGCAUAUAUGGAGGAGGUUACAACCAACAACAAACCAUUGGUAGCAAUCACCGAGGUAUCAACGAAAAGCAGAGGAUAAUAAUGGCAUUGAAAUCGGGAAUACCAUCGGAAGUCGAUUGGGCGUUGAUGAGUUUAGCGAGAAACUCAAUUCAUCCUUAUUUGCUGUUUGAAGAAGAUGCCUUCAUUGCCCAUGAAUUGAUCAAAUAUUUGUGCAAGCCAUUUCAGUUGAUUCAUGAUAAAAAGUUCGACCUGGUAAAUCAAAGUAUGAUGACACAUAGCUUGGAUGCCUUAUUAACUUUGCGAAACUCGGUUCAAGAUUUGAGCAACCAGCAAUGGUUGUCACAAGUUGCCAGUUUCAAGAAACAGUUGAUUGAAAUUUUAAGGAUCUUGUCAAAUUGGUUCUUUCAGCCCGGAAAACAAAUAAAAGAGCUAGUCAAUAUUGAGGAUCAAUUUGCAGAGGCAUUGCAUUACUUAAUCGACUUGUUAGAACCUUUGACGUGUUACUAUAUCAACAAUUCAAAAAAUGACGUACUUUUCAACAUAUUGAUGCAGGUACUUUAUGUGACUGAGGACAAGGAUUUGUUUAUAAACGCCCUCAAAUGUCUUUCUCACUUGCUCAUUACAUGGCACAAGAACUCGAAAGUUUCAGACGAUGAUGAUGAUGAUGAUGGCGACAUGGACAAAAACACUCAAGCAUUGGAACAAGAUGAUGAUGAUACCAAAGUCACCAACAAUUGUGUUGAUGCUAUAACCGAUCAACAAUUGGAGCACAUAGUCAAUACGUUGCUAGUUGGUGACAAUGAUUUGAACAAUGCAGUCUUGGAUUUUUUGAAGAUGUACCUUUUCUCAGAGGCUUUGCAUCAAGAGUACCCCAAUUCUGUGAAGGAUUCACAACGCUUAAGAUUAAGGCAUUUGUUACAGUUGAGCACUACUAAAGCCAACUACGAGACACUUGUUAAGCAGCUUCCCUUACUACUCGUGUCAAACCUUCCAUUAGCAGAACCUACCGAACCCCAACCUGUACCAAAUACAAUUCUCACAAGACGCACUCAGUAUUCAAUUGCUCCACUCGCGGCGCCGGAGUUGACCAAAGAUUUGUAUAGAAUAAUGCUUCAAUUCCCGGAACCAGCCAGAGCAACCACGUGGUUACAUUGUUGUUAUGAACCAACAACGAGUGAAGAAGUUGAAGUUACUCAGAUUUCAAUUUGGAAAUCGUAUGAGACACAGUUUCAGGAAAUUUGGAAAGUUGAUGGGAGGGACAGGAACCCCAAUUUGCAUCCAUUGUUACCUGCCGUUGAUUUCAUCAAGAAUGUUACCAAGGCGUUCCCCAAUGCUGAGGCAAAAGUUUUGACCGUGCAAACUGAAGGGGAAGAACAACCUAGAAAGAAGUUCAUUAUUCAAGGUAUUCAACCUAGACAAUUCCCAGUGAGUAUAGAAACAGGAAACUACGAAGCAUUGAAAUCCUUUUCGGAAACAUCCCAGCAAGAAGGUGUUGCCACUUUACCAAUUGGCCAUUUUGAUUCAAGGGGAUUCGAAAACUUUGUUGCUUCUGAACUGGAAUUAAUCUUGAGCGCAGAAAAUCAGGUAUCUUUAUCGCAUUUAAAUUCAAUCAAUGAGACAAGUCGCGAGAUUUUAGAGUACAUAUUUCAGGAGAUUGUGGAGAAGGAACAUGACCAUGACCAUGUGGCUUCUAAUCUUUUCAGAUUGCAUAAUAGCUACUGGUUGCCAGAUUUGAUUUACGCAAAUCCCUCUCUAGUUGAAUCUGGAAUCAUUAAUAGUAAAUGGCUACAGUAUCUUUUAUAG